AUGUUUAAUAAUUUGAAGAAUUUUUGGGAUAAGUUGGGUUUUCAUUGUAUUGGUAUUGAGGAAGCAGUAGGAUACAGGGGUGGCAUUUGGUUUCUAUCUUCUAUUACUAAUGCUUCUUGUGUGGUUAUUGACCAAAUUGACCAAUGCCAUACUGGACCGUGGAUGGCCGUUGGUGAUUUUAAUGAGAUUGUGGCGCCAGACGAAAGUACAAGUGCUUAUUUUUCUUCUCACAGAGCUAGUCUAUUAGCUGCUACUCUAGAUGACUGUGAGCUCUUUGAUCUUAAAGUGACUGGUAGGAGGUAUACUUGGUAUAGAGCAGUUCAGGCUGGCAGGAACUUGGCUAAAAAGUUAGAUAGAGCUCUAGUUAAAGAGGCAUGGAUGACAAUGUUUCCUGAGGAUUAUUCUGAAAUUCUUAGCAGGCUUCAUUCUGAUCAUUGUCCUAUUUUAGUUCGUUGUCAUGGUGGCCCCAGAGUGAAAGGUUCUUGUCCUUUUAUGUUCCAAGCUGCGUGGGCAACACAUCUUUCUUAUAAACAUGUUAUUAGUAAGGCUUGGAAUCAAGAGUUUGGAGGCAUUACUGAAAGGUUUAAGAUGGUUCAACAGGCUUCUUUGGACUUCAACUCAAAGAUUUUUAGAAAUAUUUUUGUACGAAAAAGUAAGCUGGAAUAUCAGAUUGAUCAGAUUCAACGGCGUUUGGAGGUUACCGAUGUGUUAUCUCUGAGAAUUAAAGAAGUUGAACUGAGGGAAGAUUACAAUAGGCUUUUAUUGCAAGAGAAACUUUUUUGGUACCAGAAAUCUAGGAAAGAUGGGUCUUGGUCUACUGAUCCAGAUAUUCUCCAGGAAGAAGUCCUAUCUUUUUACAAGAAUCUCUUUGGUACAACGGAAGAGGUUGAGGUUAAUUGUUUAGGGGAUGUUCCGAUGCCCACUCUAAGCAUCGAGGCUUGUGCUAGGUUAAUUGACCAUGUCUCUUUUGCGGAAGUCAAGUCAGCAGUAUUCAGUAUGAGCCCUUUUAAGGCUCCUGGUCCAGAUGGCUUUCAAGCUUAUUUUUCUAAAAUAGGGAAUAGAUUGGAUAGUUUUGCUCCUAGAAGGGGCUUAGACAGGGCGAUCCAAUGUCUCCUUACUUAUUUGUGCUUUGUAUGGAAAUACUUGCUUGCUAUAUAUCUCAUAAGGUGGUCGAGGGCUACAAAGAGUCAGGUCCAAAUGGUCAUGCAUUCUCUUAACAUUUUUUGCAAGGCAUCUGGCAUGAAAGUGAAUCUUGAAAAGUCUAAAGCUUUUUGUUCUAAAAAUGUGACUGCUCGUAUAAGAGAUAUUUUUACUAGUGUUUCUUCAAUAUGUUUUGCUUUGGACUUAGGAAGAUAUCUUGGAGUUAACCUUAAUCAUUUUCGUACCAGUAGAGCUUCUUUUCAUUCGGUUAUUGAAAAGGUGAAGGGAAGAUUAGCUAACUGGAAAGGAAGGCUUUUAAAUUCAGCAGGGAGACUUUGCCUGAUCAAUUCUGUUGCAGCAUCCAUUCCUGUCUAUCAUAUGCAGGGUCAAGUUGAUGGUAGAGGUCUUUCUCUUGUUAAUUGGAGGACCGUGAUCACUCCAAAGAAAUUUGGUGGCCUGGGUGUUAGAGAUCCUGCGUGUGUUAAUAUAUCUUUACUUGGUAAAUUGGUUUGGCAACUUUUCCAUUGUCAGGACAAGCCUUGGGUUGCUCUAUUGAGGGCGAAGUAUCUGAAGAAUGAGGGAGUUUUAGAUGGUCCUAUCACUUGCAACGCUUCUCAUGUUUGGAAGAGUAUCUCAAAGGCUUUUGGUGCUCUUAAGGAUGCUUUCUCUUGGUGCAUUGAGUCACUUAAUCAAUCUUUUUGGUUUGACAAUUGGAGUAUUGAGGGCCCAAUUGCUCAAGAUGUCCCUUUUGUACAUAUAUCUGACUCUGAUUUAACUAUUAGAGACGUUUGGAAAGAUAGUCAAUGGAAUCUCCAUGAUAUUUUCUCUAUCAUUCCAGAAGAUGUCAAACAGCGUUUGAAUGCUUAUAAUCCGGAUUUGAAUGCUGGAGAGAGUUCGGGUUGGUCGGGGGGUGUGGCAUCUUCUAGACUCUACUAA
Messenger RNA from Arachis duranensis, 2076 nucleotides. RefSeq lists its product as uncharacterized. The transcript is spliced from 6 exons. The record is from RefSeq and is a predicted model, not a curated record. Lineage: Eukaryota; Viridiplantae; Streptophyta; Magnoliopsida; Fabales; Fabaceae. The coding region runs from base 1 to 2076 and encodes 691 amino acids.